Molecule: messenger RNA, 1233 nt
Organism: Cercopithifilaria johnstoni
Lineage: Eukaryota; Metazoa; Nematoda; Chromadorea; Rhabditida; Onchocercidae
Source: the annotation of a GenBank genome assembly
AUGAUAGCAUCAUUUAUUGCAUGGCUUGGUACUUCUAGCAAUUUACUUUUAGUAUAUAUGUUUACUACAAGAACUUAUCCAACAUCUACGAAAUAUAAUACUGCAUUGGCAAUUCUUGAUGCCUUAAUUUGUAUACUCUAUAUUUUGUUAUUUGGAAUUGAUGCAGCAGUUGUUUAUCUCAAAGCUUCUAGUUUAUUUAUAUUAUAUCAUAUUUAUAUUGUACCAGCAUUUGUUAUAAGUCGAAUAACGCAAUUAGCCAUUCCAUAUAUGCUAAUUUUAACGACACUGGAACGUUUGGUAUGGAUAUCAGGCGAACAAACUACGAAAUUUUUAAAACAGAUGUUCAGUGAUCGAGGUCGUCAAAUUACAAUCUUUCUUCUGCUACUUUGUUGCACAAUUUCACAUCUGCCAACAGCACUUGCUAUCGUAGUACGUCAUUUUCCUAAUUGUAAUGAUUUUUUGCGCACGCAAAGUACUGGACCAGCUGAUUGGGUACGCGAAAGUAAAAUUUAUUAUUUCUUCGAUUUUCAUCUAUUAUCAAUUGCUCAAACAUUUGUUCCAUUUGUCGUUCUUGUUGUAUUUAAUUUUAUUAUUAUUCAAAAAUUACCAAAAGAAAAUUUGAAUGAAGAAAGGGAUAAUAUAAAAGAAACAAAUCAAGAAAAUGGUCAUUGUUUAUUACGCCAAAAUUUUACCUCCAAUGAUUAUCAUUUGCAACAAAACCAAAAUCAACUUCCCAUACCAAAUGUUCUACUCACAUUCGAUCGAUCUAAUCAAAAUACUUCAAUACGUGAACAUAAACCGAAAUCAUCAAUUAUGAUAUGGGAUUCAAAAUUCAAGAAACACCAUAAUUCUUUGUAUCGAACGAAAAAUGAGGUAUCCAUUUUAACAAUUAAACCGUUUCGAAAAAUGCCUAUUCCGGUUCGUGAUGCUGUCUGUACGAUGUUUGCUAUUGUUACAAGUUAUCUAAUCAGUAAUAGUCUUCAUUUGAUACUUACAAUUUUAGAAAGAUCAAAAAUUUCAAUACUUCGUGAUCCGAAUGAUCCAAUGAUGGCAAGUACUUUUCAUACUAUUUUUUCGGAUACAGUCAGUUUUAUUUACAUGUUUACUAGCGCAAUUCGUAUCAUCAUUUACAUGUAUAAUCCGACGAUACGUUUACAUUUGCAAAAUUUUCUACCCUGUAAUUAUCGAUACGGGAAGAAAAGAUCGACAGCAGCUAUUCCUCAUCCCGUUUAA